Molecule: messenger RNA, 1415 nt
Organism: Gastrolobium bilobum
Lineage: Eukaryota; Viridiplantae; Streptophyta; Magnoliopsida; Fabales; Fabaceae
Product: probable polygalacturonase
Exons: 5
Coding region: 1-1341 (446 amino acids)
Biological process (GO): carbohydrate metabolic process
Molecular function (GO): polygalacturonase activity
Source: RefSeq, a predicted model, not a curated record
AUGCUCCUCAGAUUCUCAACGUUAACCUUGGUGUCCUUCUUCAUCAACUCUUGUUGGUGGUUUUGUGGUGAGGCCGAAGUGGUAACCUGCUCCAACAUAGUGCCGUUCAAGUAUCGCACCAACAACAUUUCCGUAACGGACUUCGGUGCCGUAGGUGAUGGCCGCACCCUCAACACCAAAGCAUUUCGUGAAGCCGUUUAUAGGAUUCAGCACUUGUCAAGGGAAGGAGGCACGCUCCUUUACGUCCCUCCAGGGGUUUACUUAACAGAACCUUUCAAUCUCACCUCACACAUGACCCUUUUCCUCACUGCAGGUGCUGUUAUCAAAGCCACACAGGAUUCAUCGAAUUGGCCUUUAAUUGCACCCUUGCCAUCUUAUGGAAGAGGAAGGGAGCUACCUGGUGGAAGGUAUAUGAGCUUUAUACAUGGAGAUGGAGUUCAGGAUGUGGUAAUCACAGGUGAGAAUGGGACGAUUGAUGGUCAAGGAGAUGUGUGGUGGAACAUGUGGAGGCAGAGAACUCUUCAGUUUACCAGACCAAACCUUGUUGAAUUUGUGAACUCCAGAGAUAUUAUUCUUUCAAAUGUGAUCUUCAAGAAUUCUCCCUUCUGGAAUAUACACCCAGUUUACUGCAGUAAUGUUGUUGUUCGAUUUGUCACAAUUCUGGCUCCACAUGACUCUCCUAAUACUGAUGGUAUCGAUCCAGAUUCAAGUUCAAAUGUCUGCAUAGAGGACUCGUACAUAUCUACUGGAGAUGAUCUCGUGGCUGUGAAGAGUGGAUGGGAUGAAUAUGGGAUUGCUUAUGGUCGCCCUAGCUCUGAUAUCACCAUCCGGCGUGUGAGUGGAUCAUCUCCAUUUGCUGGGAUUGCUGUUGGCAGUGAAGCUUCUGGCGGGGUACAGAAUGUACUUGCUGAACACAUCAACCUUAAAAACAUGGGAAUUGGUAUUCACAUUAAGACUAACAGUGGCAGAGGAGGGUAUAUAUUGAAUAUAACUGUGUCUGAUGUGUAUAUGGAGGAAGCAAGGAAGGGAAUAAAGAUUUCAGGUAAUGUUGGGGACCAUCCUGAUGACAAAUAUGACCCUAAUGCUCUCCCAGUUGUGAGGGGUAUCACAAUUAAGAAUGUGUGGGGUGUGAAGGUUUUGCAAGCAGGCCUGAUACAAGGAUUGAGAAAUUCCCCUAUCACUGAGAUUUGCCUCUCUGACAUCAACCUUCAUGGAAUGACAGGACCUAGAACUCCCCCUUGGCAGUGUUCUGAUGUGUUUGGAGUUUCUCAUCAGGUUAGUCCAUGGCCAUGUUCUGAGCUGAUCAGCCACCAGCCUGGAUCAUGUGUCAAUUACUCCUGAUAUUGAUGGAGGUUUUUCCACUCUUCAAGUAUUGAUAAUGGUAACUAAGUCCUUCUUUUGUUUGUUUAUCAUAA